Molecule: messenger RNA, 1606 nt
Organism: Oryza brachyantha (malo sina)
Lineage: Eukaryota; Viridiplantae; Streptophyta; Magnoliopsida; Poales; Poaceae
Product: protein ALP1-like
Exons: 5
Coding region: 196-1161 (321 amino acids)
Source: RefSeq, a predicted model, not a curated record
UGCACCUCUUCUGUUCGGUGUGCACAUCGCCCCUCACCUCUUCUGCCUUGUCGCACAGAACAGGGAGAGAGGCUCCGACGGCGACAGGAAAUCCGACGCCGGUGUGAGCUGCACCUCCCCUCCGCUGCCAGGUGAGGAAGGAAGGGAAGAAGGUCAGCGACUGUAACUUUUAUUCCUGAUUCCUGCAUUGUCAAGAUGGAUAAGAGGAUGAAGCUUUUAAUUUAUACAGCAGCUGCAAAUAUGUUGUUGUCUAUGAUGGCCAUAAUAAUUGAGUCUAGAAAAAGAAAGAGGGUGGUACGGAGAGAAGGUAUUAAAUAUGGCCCGAUGGAUGAAAGGGAUAGGAUAAGAAUUGAGUACCUAGACACAAGAAUUUGGGGAAAUAAUAUAUUAUGUGUUGACAUGCUGAGACUUAGAAGAGAUUCUUUCUUUAGGUUUUGUAAGCUUUUUAGAGAUCGUGCCUUGCUUGAAGAUACCAUCCACAUGUCUAUUGAGGAACAAGUAGCUAUGUUUCUACAUAGAGUAGGACACAACGUUAGAAAUAGGGUAGUUGGUGCUAAUUUUGCAAGAUCUAGAGAAACAGUUAGUCGGUAUUUCAAUAAAGUACUUCAUGCUGUUGGUGAGCUACGAGGUGAAUUAAUCAAGGCCCCAUCAUUGGACACCCCACCUAAAAUAGCAGGCAACCACAGAUGGGAUCCUUAUUUUAAGGAUUGUAUUGGAGCUAUUGAUGGCACACAUGUUAGAGCAUCUGUAUUGAAGAAUAUGGAGUUGUCUUUUAGAAAAAAAGAUGCAACACAAAAUGUAAUGGCAUCCGUAGAUUUUGAUCUUCGGUUCACAUAUGUCUUGGCUGGUUGGGAGGGGACAGCACACGAUGCUGUAGUUUUAAAUGAUGCAUUGGAACGAGAAAAUGGCCUUCGUGUUCCACAAGGAAAAUUCUACCUAGUUGAUGCUGGAUAUGGAGCUAAACCAGGAUUUUUGCCGCCUUUUCGUGGUGUCCGGUACCAUUUAAAUGAGUGGGGCAAUAAUCCAGUACAAAAUGAGAAGGAGUUGUUUAACCUUAGGCAUUCUUCCCUCCGUGUUACAAUUGAGCGUGCAUUUGGGUCAUUGAAGAGAAGAUUCAAAAUUCUUGAUGAUGCCACUCCAUUUUUCCCUUACCAAAGUUAAGUAGAUAUUGUUGUAGCUUGCUGCAUUAUUCAUAAUUAGGUCAUAAAUGAUGGAAUAGAUGAGUUUGUACUCGGUCCAAAUGAAGUGAUAAAUGAAAAUGACGACACAUCAAGUGGUGUGCCAAGGGAUCAUGCAGAGAUGGUUCACUUCAGGCAGGGGCUUGCUGAUCAGAUGUGGGCGGACCGUCAAAACCAUGUUGCACAUUAAUAAAACAACUUUAGUAUGUGUUCAAUUUUACUUCUAUGGACCACCUGUAUCUUUAAUAUUUGUAUCUCAUCUGUAAGACAUUGUAGCAUUAGUAUUUGUAUCUCAUUGUAUGGACAAAAGUUGUAUUUCAUUUGUAUGGUGGACAUAUGGUGUGGUGAACUCAUAUUUGUGGACAUAUGGUGUUGUGAACUCAUAUUUGUGCUGAUUUUAAUUUUUAAUAUACAUAUGGUGUGCUGAA